Molecule: messenger RNA, 1104 nt
Organism: Medioppia subpectinata
Lineage: Eukaryota; Metazoa; Arthropoda; Arachnida; Sarcoptiformes; Oppiidae
Source: the annotation of a GenBank genome assembly
UCGCAAAUAACGUGACAAUCGAUGACUGAAUGAAUGAUUCAUUGAAUGAUUGAAUGAAAACAAAAUUUUCAAUUGUUUUCCCGUUUUGUGUCGAAAGUGAGGACAAAAAGCAUUGAAGACAUCGAUUGUCCUGUCUUUGGCUGAACCCGUACUCCACUCUCAGACACACAUGUCUUACUCGAACCGUUGGUCGGCUGACGUCGACAUCUCUUCGGUGACGGCUCUCGUCAACCAAUUGUCAAACGAAGAGCUGAGACAACUGGUGAACGACCAGAACUGUCAACAAUUGGAUCAUUUGAUUAAAGACUUACCGCAGUUGCGUUCACUGGAGAGCGAAAGGGAUCGACUGAUUGAGGCCAACAAGUCUUCGGCGGAACUGAAUCUGUCUCGAGAGCCGACGUAUCGCCAGACGCGACAACAGCUGAUCGAUGGCCACAACGAACUCAAAGGCCUGAAGCAAGAGUUGGACGCCAAGAAGUCGCGGCUGUCGGAAGUGUCUCGACAGACAUCGCUGGACACACGGCUGGCACUCAUGCAGGCGGCGGCCGCUGAGGCCGAGGAAGAGUCCGAAGAGAUCGCCACCGCUUUCGUGGAGCAGAAGCUGGACUUCGAUUCAUUCAUCAAAGAGUUUAUCGAUAAACGAAAGUUAUCUCAUUUGCGGCGAAUAAAGACCGACAAAAUGAUGGACUUUAACCGCUCCGCCAGCUCUGCGGCCAAUCUCUACGCCCCUCAACGGCCGGCACCGCCGCCGCCCGCGUCACUGCCUUUCGCCUCGUCGGCCGCCAAUCCACACAAUAUGCCUCCCUAUCCGAUAUACGCGCCCCAAAUGAUGCCAACGCCUCCACAACAGAGUUAUCCCUACAGUCAUCAGGGGUUCAGAUAAUUGCAUAACCAAUACAGAGAUUACAACAAAAAGCAAACAAAAGUAUAACAAGUUUUGGAUAUUUUAUUAUUUAGAGUUCAAUUUUAAACUCGCAUUCAAUUCCUAUAAUAUAUUUCUACACAAAACGAGAUAAUUGUUUAUAAAUAUUGUAUUUAAUGGACAACAAAGAAGUGUUUGUAAAAAGAAAUUUGAUUCUUGUUUUUGAUUCAAUCAAAGGCCGG